AUGAGUUCUGGUAGUAGUAGCUCCCAUCGGAGAACGGGCAGCAACAAUUUUAGCGGAGUGAAGAUAAAUCGAGAAAUGCCAAGAUAUUGCGAUUGCGGGUACAUGGUCGCCGUACAAACUUCAUGGACGGCUACAAACCCAGGACGACGGUUCGUAGCUUGCCCUGAACGGGGGGUUAGUGGUUGUCGUUUUUUCAAUUGGUGUGAUCCUGAAAUGUGUGAUAGAUCGAAGCAAAUUAUACCAGGCUUGCUCAAAAGAAUCAACUAUUUGGAGGCGCAAGUUCCAUUGGAAGUCUCCGCGUUGGUUAAGAAGAUAUCAGAUUUGGAAUCCCAAUUGCCGCAGCAGAGUGAUGGGAAUGGGGGGAAACGGGGAUCUUGGUUUUUGUCGGCCCGUUUAGUUUUGUGGGCGGCUUCGGUAUCAGUUGCUUGUGUACUCUUUUAUUAUGUGGUUGUGUUGUAA
Molecule: messenger RNA, 459 nt
Organism: Erythranthe guttata (spotted monkey flower)
Lineage: Eukaryota; Viridiplantae; Streptophyta; Magnoliopsida; Lamiales; Phrymaceae
Molecular function (GO): zinc ion binding
Source: RefSeq, a predicted model, not a curated record